AUGGUGGAGGGGUAUGCUUUGUCGUCAUUCCAGGAAAAUAGGAAUGCUCAUCACACAGAUGAAGACGAAGACGAAGACGAGAUGAAAUCACCGGCGAUGGCCAAGAAAUCGUGGGGUGACACAAUCAAAGAUAUGAAAACCUUCCUGUGGAAUCCAGAGACGAGGGAAUUUAUGGGCAGGACAGCUCACAGCUGGAGCCUAGUACUCCUCUUUUAUCUAGUUUUUUACAUUUUCUUGGCUGGAAUGUUUGCAUUUUGUAUGUAUGUAAUGCUGCUUACCCUGAGCCCAUACACGCCUAAGUACAGGGACAGAGUCUCUCCACCAGGAGUUAUGAUGAGGCCACAUGUCAAACAUGGAUUCAUUUUUCACAUCAGGCUACAAGAGUCCAAAUCAUGGCGACCAUUGGUGGAAAACCUACACCAGUUCUUAGAAGCUUACGAUGACAGUGUUCAAGAACGCAAAAACGCUGUGUGCACACCUGGCAAUUAUUUCAUUCAAGACACUGGAGAAAGCACCAUGAAACGUGCUUGCCAAUUCAAGCGAUCCAUGCUAAAGAAUUGUUCGGGGCUGGAAGAUAAGAAUUUUGGCUACUCCAGGGGACAGCCGUGCUUCUUGCUAAAGAUGAACCGAAUCAUUGGCUAUCGGCCUGGUUACGGGACUCCAGUGACAGUGGAGUGCAAAAUGCCGAAAGGUAAUGAAAGUAUUAUCGAAGCAAUGGAUUUCUAUCCAAACGCCACAUUUGAUCCCGUGUACUUUCCUUACUAUGGCAAACACACACACGAGAACUACACAUCCCCGUUGGUGGCCAUCCAGAUUACCAUGAGAAAGAAUGAAACCGUUUCCAUUCAAUGUCAACUGAAUGGGGUGGGCAUCAUCAAUAACGUGCAUAAAGACCGGUUUUUAGGGCGAAUUACUUUCACGUUGAGUGUCAAAGACUAG
Euleptes europaea (tarantolino) is the source of this 939-nucleotide messenger RNA. It is a transcript of the gene ATP1B4, whose product is annotated as ATPase Na+/K+ transporting family member beta 4. The record is from RefSeq and is a predicted model, not a curated record. The transcript is spliced from 7 exons. The coding region runs from base 1 to 939 and encodes 312 amino acids. Gene Ontology annotation, biological process: potassium ion transport; sodium ion transport; regulation of DNA-templated transcription. Gene Ontology annotation, cellular component: sodium:potassium-exchanging ATPase complex; nuclear inner membrane. NCBI's taxonomy places the organism in Eukaryota, Metazoa, Chordata, Lepidosauria, Squamata, Sphaerodactylidae.